Molecule: messenger RNA, 3078 nt
Organism: Meyerozyma guilliermondii ATCC 6260
Lineage: Eukaryota; Fungi; Ascomycota; Pichiomycetes; Serinales; Debaryomycetaceae
Exons: 1
Coding region: 1-3078 (1025 amino acids)
Biological process (GO): protein import into nucleus
Cellular component (GO): nuclear envelope; cytosol
Molecular function (GO): small GTPase binding
Source: RefSeq, a predicted model, not a curated record
AUGAACAUUCUCGAGCUUGUCGUAAACCAAACAAGCGCCGACAACACCACCAGAAUCCAAGCGGAGGUCAACUUUAAGCAUGCGGUAGCAGAAGAUCCAAAUGGUGCUUUGUACCAGUUGGUGGAACUGGCCAAAAAUAAUUCGAUUCCCGUGGAUAUAAGACAGCUGUGUCUUUUGCACAUACGAAGAAUUGUUCCCAUGUACUGGUCGCUUGCGUUUGACUCGUUCGUGGGCCCUCCUACUGACCAGAACCUCAAGGAAGCUAUUCGCAACGAUAUGCUCAAACUUGCAACUACUUCUACUGAAUCCAAAUUACGCUCCGGUGCUUCCUACGUGAUAUCACAAAUUGCCGCUACCGACUACCCUGACGAAUGGCCACAAUUGCUCUCAACUUUGUACCAGCAGGUUGUGGAGGGAGAUAAUAUAGCCAUUGCUGGAAGUCUCUUAGUUCUCAAUGAUCUCUUUGACGACUUGAUAACUGAUGAACAAUUUUGGGAAGGGAACGUGGGUUCUCAAAUCGUGUCACAUAUCUCCACACUUUUGACUCGUCCUGAUACGCUGUUGGAUGUGAAAAUCGCCAGUCUUCGACUCUACCUGUCGGUAAUUACUACACUCAAAAGCCCCGAGGCAUUUUCCACUCCUCAACGAAAAAACGGGGUGAAAAGUCUUGUUAAUGAGGCAAUGACCCUAUUCACCAAUUUAUUGUCAUACCCAGUUGAUUUACAAUCCACUCUAACUUCCUCCGGUUACCUCCACACUUAUCUUUACCGUUUAACGGCUGAUGUGGUUUCCUCGUUCUUGCGCAAAAUUUCACCGCAGUUAAUACGAGAUGCUGCUUCGUCACUAUUCAGGGACUUGGAAUCAAUCUCGUCAACUCAUCGCUCCAUGAACCUGUCAAACAUCAACACAGAUAUUAAUUUACUUUCACUAGAGUAUAUUCGUGCUAUAUCAGCCGUACAGGCAGCAGUACCAAUUGGCGAUAUUGUGGGCGAGUCUUUUCCUCAGGUACUUCAAAAUUUGUUGUUGUUUGGUAUCCUCUCCCAGCAAACUGUCGAAGACUAUGUUGCCGACUUUAACCAAUUUGUCACUGAUGUAACAGGCUUUUCCCUGUUAACUUCUACUCGUGAGGUACUUAAUGAACUUUUGUCAGAGCUUAAUAGCAAAGACGCCCAAAAGGCGUUCUCUCUUUUGGUCCAGUCUAUGUCUUUGCCAGCCGCUCCGGAAUUUCGUGAGUGUCAGUUAUUCGCUGUCGAAAGUCUUUGUAUGAACGAUGAAGCAGUGCUUAUUGAUAAUGAGACUUCUCCAGUGUCCAUUUUGAAUUCGAUCUCCCUGCUUGUUCUGUACGGUGACGAGAGCCUGUUGGAAAGUGCCGCGCUUGUCACUAGCAGAUGCUUCUUACUUCUCCCCAAAUUUCUCGAAAAGUUUCAGGAAAAGCUAUCAGUUACCUCUUUUGCGUCUAAAAGCUUUUUGGAAAUGAUGAAAUUUUUUGCCAACUGCCCGCAAAACCUUAUGGAAGAGUUGCCCUUUGCAAUUGUGAAAGGUGCCUCUUUAGUAGCAUUGACCUUUUACAAUCAGCUCAUAAAGUUCGAUACUUUGGAACCCGAACAACGGCUUGCAGCUCACGAGCAAACAACGCUUCUUAUAGCUUCUUUGGUGGAAGAAAGUGAAGAGGAUACGUUGCCCUCGUUACUUGAGGCCCUCACUGUCGCUGUAAAAUUAAACAAGGAAACAGCAUUGAGCCGCCAGAUACAAUUGGAAAAUGGUUCCGUCACCGUAUUGGACCUUCUUUUCAAAAUCUCGUUCAAAGACCCAGGAAAUAUUCAGCUAGCAGUUGACUCGUCGGACUGUUUGGAGACACUCUUGGCCGAUGUUGAUCUCAAUUCAUUUUUGGAAUGCUGUCAAAAGUCCAUUCCGUUCAUUCUUCAGUUUCUUCGCAACAGCAUUGCUCAAGGUGGAGAGUACUCGCCGCAAUUGGAUCUCGCUUUGGAACUUUUGAGUGUAAUUAUCAAAGAAGCACCCACUGAAUCAAGUGGUGGUUUUCCCGCAGAAGUUUUCGAAUACAUCUUCUCGGAUUUGUAUGACUUGUUACUCUUGUCCGUGGACAACCAGAUCAUGCAAAGUGGUGGUCAAGUUCUCGAUUCUUUGCUUCAACGAGCAUCCGAAUCGUUUCUUCAGUAUCAAAAACCAACAGGCGAGUCAGGUAUGGAUUUACUUAUGGCAAUAGUAGCCAAAUUUUUAUCACCGCAAUUAUCCGAUAGCGCGGCCAUGAACUGUGGAACUAUUGUGUUGUCACUAAUCCAAAAGUUCCAGGCAUACUUGGGAAAUGACUUUUUAUCGCAAAUACUUGAUGCCGUUACUCGGCGGUUACUAGUUGCAAGAGAGGUUGUUACCAUUGAAGGUUUAAUUCAGGUCUUCUGCCACCUUGUGUUGUCGUCGCCAAGUGAGAUGGUGGACUAUAUGUACAAUCGGAUCAAGAUCCCGGAAGCUGGCCUGAAAGAAAGGAACGGGCUUGAGCUCGUUAUGCCUAUGUGGUUUCUGUCGUUCGAGAUUACUCGAGGAUAUGAGAAAAUCAAACAAAACGCAUUGGCAUUGGGAAAGAUAUUCAUGUUGGGAGAUCUGCGAAUUGAGAAUUUGAUUGUGGACGGUGAUAUCAUACCGUACGAGGGAGAUAUAAUACGCACUAGAUCUGUGACCAAGGCGAACCCUGACCGUUAUACCCAAAUAUCUGCGUCUCUAAAAAUAUUGAAAUUAUUGGCAGGUGAACUAUCCUUCCAGAACCAACAACCCAAUGCAAACGGCUACUUACCGGAUAACCAAGAUGACGACGAUGAAGAUGGAGACGAUUGGGAGGAUAUGGGAGACCUUGGGGUUCCUAACUAUGCAAAAUUGAAGUCCUAUGUUGAUUCAGAUGACGAAGAUAGCGAUCAUGAGGGCCAGAAUGGAGACGAUUCUUUGAGAGAAAUGCUCAUAUAUUUUUUCCGAGAAUGUACCACUAAAAACUUGGGCCAUUUUGAGAAAUACUACGACCAAUUGGACGAGGACGAGAAGAAAAUCAUUACUGAAAACCUUGUGUUCUAA